This is a messenger RNA of Phyllostomus discolor (pale spear-nosed bat), 4142 nucleotides long. RefSeq names its product family with sequence similarity 76 member B (gene FAM76B). The transcript has 10 exons. Lineage: Eukaryota; Metazoa; Chordata; Mammalia; Chiroptera; Phyllostomidae. The record is from RefSeq and is a predicted model, not a curated record. Bases 587 to 1408 code for a protein of 273 amino acids.
GUCAAGGGAAAAGAAGUUGAGGCAGAGAGUAAACCUUUGCGAACACUAGCCCAAUUGGAUUGGGGAGCUCUCACCCAAACCUGAGACUGGCUGUUAGAAAUACCCACGGGCGGGGCGAGUUUAAAGCGGCUUUCGCGCGCCUAGAGCGUCGGACUGUUAUUGGCCAGCGACAUCCUCCCUUUGUGGGAGCUCCCUGCGUAGUCGGGGUUAGGGGUUGGGAGGAGCGGCCAAGUGACGCAGCAGCUGCCCCAGCUAAUCAGGGAUGGGAAAGGGAGGCCAAGAAGGAAGUGGAUCUGCUGCAGCUCAGCUAAACUGCUGCGAACUACCCGCUUCGUCUCCCUCCGCCGCUAUCCGGGCCUGAGCGGGAGCUGCUGGGACGGCGUCACUGGGAGGGCUGGGGCGGAAGUGGAGGCGGAGGGAGACGGCGGCGUCCAGAGGGACUUGGGCUCUCGCGGCGAGGCCCUGGUGGGCGCGAAGUAGGGGAGGGGGAGGAGGAGGAGCCCGCGGCCCGGGUGGUGGUGCCCGAGUUCUCCGUAGGGCCCCGCCUUGGAGCGGGCGGCGGUGGAGGAGGAGACUGAGGAGCAGGAUGGCGGCCUCGGCCCUGUACGCCUGCACCAAGUGUACCCAGCGCUAUCCGUUCGAGGAGCUCUCCCAGGGCCAGCAGCUGUGCAAGGAAUGUCGGAUUGCACAUCCUAUUGUAAAAUGUACUUACUGCAGAUCAGAAUUUCAACAAGAGAGCAAAACUAAUACAAUUUGUAAGAAGUGUGCUCAAAAUGUGAAGCAAUUUGGCACGCCUAAGCCUUGUCAGUACUGUAAUAUAAUUGCAGCAUUUAUUGGUACAAAGUGUCAGCGUUGCACAAAUUCAGAAAAAAAAUAUGGACCACCUCAGACCUGUGAACAGUGCAAACAACAAUGUGCAUUUGAUCGGAAAGAAGAAGGAAGAAGAAAGGUUGAUGGAAAAUUAUUAUGCUGGCUCUGUACUUUAUCAUACAAGAGAGUUUUACAGAAAACAAAAGAACAGAGGAAGAGCUUGGGAUCUUCACAUUCAAAUUCAUCAUCUUCGUCUCUUACUGAGAAAGACCAGCAUCAUUCAAAGCAUCAUCACCACCAUCACCACCAUCACCAUCGUCACAGCAGUAGCCAUCACAAAAUCAGCAAUCUGAGUCCAGAACAAGAGCAGGGACUGUGGAAACAGAGCCAUAAAUCCUCUGCAGCAAUUCAGAAUGAAACUCCAAAGAAAAAGCCCAAAUUGGAAUCUAAGCCAUCUAAUGGAGAUAGCUCUAUAAAUCAGUCAGCAGAUAGUGGGGGAACAGACAAUUUUGUCCUUAUAAGUCAACUGAAAGAAGAAGUGAUGUCACUUAAACGUCUCUUACAGCAGAGAGACCAGACCAUUUUAGAAAAAGAUUAAAAAGUUAACUGAACUAAAGGCAGACUUCCAGUACCAAGAGUCAAACUUGAGAACAAAGAUGAACAGUAUGGAAAAAGCUCACAAAGAAACUGUGGAACAACUUCAGGCCAAAAACAGAGAACUACUCAAACAGGUUGCAGCAUUGUCAAAGGGUAAAAAGUUUGACAAAAGUGGAAGCAUACUAACAUCCCCUUGAAAAAGUUACCGAUUUAGUGUUUUUGCUGAAAAUGUAAAUUUGAAAAAUAUUCUGUGAAGCCCUCUAAAUUCUGGGUAGUGGAAAAAUAUUUUUGCACACAAAUGAACUGGCGUGUUUCCUAUUCACUUUUGUAACUGACAUACAGCAUUUUUUAAGUUGUAAAACAUUCAGAAUAAAACUUCAACUGGUUGAAGUAACUUUUUAAUUAUAUGAUACCAGGAACUUUUUUGCCAGCAAUAGUAUUAAACAGUUGUAAAAGGAGUGCAUGAGUAGUGCUUUUUAUAAAAUGCAACAUGCAAUAAUAGAGUAGGUAUGAUUUUAAGAAAUCAGAGCAGCAGGGUUUUUGUUUUAUUUUUGUUUUCCACCAUGCUAAUUUCAGAUAAACAGGUUUCAAUUCAGAAAUACAAAAACUUUUAAACAAGAAAAUGGUGAAUACUGGUUUUUUGGUGAUUGAUUCACUUUGCAUCAUAUAAUUUAGGAGAGAAUCAUGGUGCUUUUAUUAAAUGAACUUCAGAGAAUAUGUAAAUAUAUUUUUUAAAUUUACAUCAUUAACAUUAGUUAGUAAACUGGUAUUUUCAUUAUUGCUAUAGGAAUUAAUGUUUAUUGUAUAUAUCCAAGGUAAAAUGUGUUUCGUUUUGUAAAAACUACUGUGGAUUUUUACUUACAAGUGCCUUUUUGCCACCUAAUGUUUUUAUUUAUAGGAAUGCUGAUCUUUUGUAUAUAGUUUGUUUUAAAAUUGUGUUUAAUAAGUGUAUAUAAAUGCAUAUGUACAGAAGCCUAUUUCAAAAGGAAAUCAAAGUUGCUAGUAAAAUGUUUGAGGUUGCAUUAAGAACUGAUAAUGCAUAUAGACUUUAGAUGAUUUUGUGGUUUGUUUCUGUGUGAUAAGGGAAGCAGUUGGUCAUUGAAUUCAUUGAAUUAUAUCAAAAUACUGCCCCAAAGAUUUAAUUUUUAAUCACUUCUUGAUAGAGUAAUUUUAUUUUUUAUGCAAUAUGGCUUCAUGUUCAUAUUUUGUAAGUUACAUGUUUGCUUUAUUUUUUUUAUAAAAAUUUAUAAUUUUUCUGCAGUGGUCCAUAUAUCUGCUUUCCUUAUAAUAUGUGGUUAUCUAAGUUAAUAUUUAUGUACACCAUACUUAAUUUGUAAGUUUAAGGCAAAUCUGGAGAGAAAUUAAAUAACUUUUAACACCAAUCUGUGACUAUCUUUGAUAAAUGGGAAUCUAUUGUUUAAGCUUCAGGUACUAUUUAUAAGAAACUUAUAUAAGAGUCUUUUUAAAACUGUCUAUAAAAGAUUAAGGUAGGUUGGGAUAGGUUAUGGAAGUUAUCGACUAAUUAUAUUUUGAUCUGUUGGUUUUCAGCCUAUAAUGGAAUUGAUCUCCUACUUUAUAUAUGCCAGUUCAGACUUUCAGUUGAAUUUUAAAGCAUCAAGCAUUGCUAGAUAUACUGGAUAGAGUGGAAGGUUCUUUCUCUUAGGAAUUUAUAGACAAGAGUAAAUUUGUUUGAAGUACACUGAAUAUUUAUCAAUUUUGAAAAUUUUUUGGAAAACAAGCAUUGAUUAUGAAUGUCAUCAAAAGUCAUUUUUUCUCAGAACAUAGGAUAAUUGUAAUUGUUUUUAACAUUAUUCGUGUUUCAGUAGAUUAUUCCUGUGGGUAUUCCUUAUAAGUCAAUAUUAUAUAAUUGUCCAGUGUGAAAACAUACAAUCUAGGGUAAUUUUCAAGUGAUAGCAAAGGACUGAGUCAGUCAAACUUGAAAGAACUAAACCAGUUUAUUUUUAUGAUAUCCUCAUGUAAUAGUCUUCCUAAAUUUAGUACUUUCAACAAUGCUACAUACUGCCUUCUUAACACAGAUUUUAAUGUUUGCAGGAUUUGCUAAGUUUAUAAGAUAGUCAUUACCUUUCUCUAAAAUUUUUAAUGUUUUAUAUUCUGGUUUCAUAGUCAUUUGUCAAUCCAUAGUGGUUAUUAUGGUUUUAAAAUAAGUUGCAUAAUAGUUCUUUACCUUGUUGGAGCCACUACAAAGGGAAGGUGCCCCUUUCCACUUUUUUAGGUAACAGAUUGAAAAUUUAAAAUCAGUCUAAAUAAUUAAGCUUCACUAAAAUCUUUUAGGGGUUUUACUCUAUUUAGCAUUAAUUAAAUACCCUCUCUUUAUUUCAUGGUCUUAUUUUAUAACUUAAUUUCUUUGCAGUUGAAUAAACUAUCAAUUGAGUCCCAGACCUGGAUCUCUUAUGUUAACAUAAGGAGCUGAUACUCUUUAAAUGUGGACCUGUAAGGAGAUACUAUGGUGUGCCGUAUCGUGCUUUUUAGCCUGUUUUCAGCUAUUAGCAUUUACCAGUGAGGGUCAUUUUGGCUCAAGUUAUUUAUGUAUUAAUAGCCUGUGAAUAUUACAGUCCUUUUUAGAUUGUAUUGGUCUAAAUAUGCAUUCUGCGUGAACCUGUUAAAGCUGUUCACAUGUAUAGACUUGAAAUACUGUACUUGUACACAUCCGACUGUUGACAUUUUGUACCUUUUUCUAAAUCCAAUGUUUCACAAUAAAAACUUAUCAAAAAUUU